Molecule: messenger RNA, 1756 nt
Organism: Portunus trituberculatus (swimming crab)
Lineage: Eukaryota; Metazoa; Arthropoda; Malacostraca; Decapoda; Portunidae
Gene: Spx
Product: splicing factor 3B subunit 4-like
Exons: 4
Coding region: 124-1584 (486 amino acids)
Biological process (GO): positive regulation of mRNA splicing, via spliceosome
Cellular component (GO): nucleolus; U12-type spliceosomal complex
Molecular function (GO): RNA binding
Source: RefSeq, a predicted model, not a curated record
AAGGAACCAAGAACUCAGUUGGUCGGGUGCCCGGGUUGUGUUUACACAGCGGCGUGAUGGACCUGUGGCGGCUGGCGGCGUGAGGUGGACUAAUAGGCUGUAUUUUUCUAGCAUUGAGGCACCAUGGCUGCAGGACCUAUUGCCGAACGUAAUCAAGAUGCCACAAUAUAUGUUGGUGGACUGGAUGACAAGGUGUCUGAAGGACUACUGUGGGAGCUGUUUGUGCAGGCGGGGCCAGUGGUCAAUGUACACAUGCCUAAGGAUCGAGUUACCCAGCAGCACCAGGGAUAUGGCUUUGUUGAAUUCAUGGGUGAGGAGGAUGCAGACUAUGCCAUCAAGAUAAUGAACAUGAUAAAGCUGUUUGGAAAACCUAUACGAGUGAACAAAGCAUCAGCCCACCAGAAGAACCUUGAUGUGGGUGCCAACAUAUUCAUUGGCAACCUGGAUCCAGAGGUGGAUGAAAAGUUGCUAUAUGAUACCUUCUCUGCCUUCGGUGUCAUUCUUCAGACUCCCAAGAUUAUGAGAGAUCCAGAUACGGGGAACUCAAAAGGAUAUGCAUUCAUUAACUUUGCUUCUUUUGAAGCAUCAGAUGCUGCUAUUGAAGCUAUGAAUGGACAGUAUCUCUGCAACAGGUCCAUUAGCAUCUCAUAUGCUUUUAAGAAAGACAGCAAAGGUGAACGCCAUGGAACUGCAGCUGAGCGUCUGCUUGCUGCCCAGAAUCCCCUGUCCCAGGCUGAUAAGCCUCACCAGUUGUUUGCAGAUGCUCCUCCCCCUCCCACCCAGUCAGCACCUCCUCCUCCUGCCCCACCUCCUCCCCCAGCAUCAGCUGGGGUUACACCCAAUGCCCACCCAGGCAUGUCUGUGCCACCUCCUGGCUUACUGGUUCCUCCUCCACCACCAGUUCCUCCUCCUCCUGGCACCACUUCAUCCAUGCCUCCCCUUCCCAGUGCUCCACCCACAACAUCUGUCCCUCCACCUCCAGGUUCUGCUCCUCCUCUUCCUCCUAUUCCUCCUCCACCUUCCAAGCCUCCUCUUCCAGGUCAGCCACCUCUGCCUCCAUCAGGACCCCCAGGACCUCCCUCAGGGCCUAACAAUCCUCCGAACCAAGGGCCAUAUGGCCAGUAUCCUCAGCGUAUGCCUCCACCCCCAUGGCAAGGUGGACCAGGCAUGCCACCUCCCCCUGGUAUGCCUCCUCCUCGUUCUGGCCCCCCAGGUAUGCCUCCCCCACCCGGGAUGAGGCCUCCUCCUCCAGGAUGGAGACCCCCUCAUCCUGGAGGACCUCCAGGGAGGCCCCCAUUUGGAAGGCCUCCUUACCCUCCACGUGGGCCUCCGGGACCCCCUCCUAUGCCAGGCAUGGGGCCAGCCAUGCGGGGUGGAGGACCACCCCUCCCUCCAGGACCUCCUCCUUCAGGUGGUCCUGGAGGACCCAUGCCACCAGGGCCUCCACCAAGGGGCAUGAGACCACCUCCACCUGGAGUGUCUGUCCCUAACACUCAGAGUGGACCUCCUCCUCCUGGUAUGGCACCACCUCCUCCUCCUCCACGUCCUCCUCUUCCUCCUCCACCUCCGGGAGGAGAAAAGUAACACUGAAUGGAAAGCACUGCUGUUUUGGAUAUAUUCAUUAUUCAACAUAGGCUCUUCUGUUCACGUCAGAUGGGACCCAAAUCGUUGUUGCUCUUGUGAUGAGUGACAUGAACUGUGCACAGAACUUCAUGUUUGUGAUUAAGGCAUUGUCAAUUACAGUUUUCACAGUAUA